GUUCAGGUGUCAAUUCUUGACAAACCACACAUAGUUCCCAUUCAGUUUUAACAGGAUCUUGACUUCCAGGAUCUUUGGGCAUAUCUGUCAAUUCCAACCGCUUAUCUAUGGUGAGAGUGAACAAAUGGGAAGAGCUAAUGAGCAUAAUUGAGGUGAUCAAGAUGAACAAGAUUCUUAUCCUGGGCUUUUCUGCUCUGCUCUUCUAUGCAGUUGCUGAAGGCCUUAUGUGCAGGGUGUGCAAGUACAAAUUUGGCCCUUGGUGCGCAAUGUCUUAUGAUCCCUGCGAAGCCAAAGAAGGACAAUACUGUGAGACCACUAAAGUGUAUGCAGGUGAUUUAUAUAUGUUCACAAAAUACAGUUGUGGCAAAUAUGCUGAGCUCUGCAACAAGACCGAACAAAGAGAUAAUAUCUGGAGGACAAAAUACGACCGCAGUUGCUGUAACUCUGAUUUGUGUAAUGGUUAAGCUACCAGGGGUCCCAGCAUUAACCCUUGCUAGCUAUGCUUACUAGCUUGGCACUGGAAAGGGAACUGGCAUGUUGAUUGUGAUCCCUAAUGAGAAUACUGUUCUUAACCAAGGAGAUCUCAUUAUCUCCUUCCCUUCCAAAUACCCCUCAUCUCAUAUAGACUUGCACAAUUGUGGUUCUCCAAGUCAGACACAGCUGGCCAUGUAUAGCCAUCUUCUGGGAGCUUGUAAAAAAAUCUUCUUGCUAUUAGAGUCUACAUCAAAUUGAUUGUCAAGCAACUCAUAAUCUAUAUAAUCCUGCUGGUGGCCUGAAUUUGGCUUGGUGAAUUACAGUUUUGACCAACUUGGUUUAUGAUACGUGCUAAAUCUGCUAUAUAUGCUAAAAUAUAUUCUUUUUGUCCCUCAA
Messenger RNA from Heteronotia binoei (common prickly gecko), 870 nucleotides. Its product is annotated as lymphocyte antigen 6 complex locus protein G6c-like. The coding region runs from base 108 to 464 and encodes 118 amino acids. The record is from RefSeq and is a predicted model, not a curated record. Lineage: Eukaryota; Metazoa; Chordata; Lepidosauria; Squamata; Gekkonidae. The transcript is spliced from 4 exons.